Messenger RNA from Gryllus bimaculatus (two-spotted cricket), 474 nucleotides. Lineage: Eukaryota; Metazoa; Arthropoda; Insecta; Orthoptera; Gryllidae. The record is from the annotation of a GenBank genome assembly.
AUGCUGCCAACCCCACGCUGUCACCCGCGGGAAAUUUGUCGGCCAGAGCACGAACGGGCUCGCUGCGGUCCACGCAAGUGCACUGGCGUGGCCUCCUCACUCUGCGUCCCUCCGCGCGUGGAGCUGAGAACUUCCUUCUCAACUCACUCGCUGACGCUCGGGAUCACGCAGGUCACCCUGGGCCCCUCCACUCGUCCGGGGGUCGAACCUGCCGCCGCCGUCGGAGAACCUAAUCAGGCGGGAGGGGAGAGACACCCCUUCAUGACGCACCGCGGGACGAGGGGCAGAAGGAGUUCGGGGAAGGUAAGCCCAACUAGCGGUAAGAGGAAAUUGCCGUGCUCUGGUCUGCGGUGUUGGAGCUCCGUGCCGCACGCUGAGGCCACGUCGCGAGAAUGGCGUUGGUGCGUGUUGUGCGUCGCCAGCCCACCCGCCGUCGCAGACUCCGCACCAUUGGGGGACCAAGGCCACCAUUAG